CUUUUCCGUUUAGCAAAACGCGGAGUGUAGACAUGUCUGUAACAGAUUCACGUACUGAAGAGUGGGACAAGAAUGGUCCUGCUAAUGAUGAAAAAGAACCACAAGUAUAUGAUGGCCCUCCAGGCAUGGAACCUGAUGGCAUCAUUGAAUCCAACUGGGAAGAAGUCACUGAUAACUUUGAUGACAUGAAUCUAAAAGAAGAACUUCUCAGGGGAAUUUAUGCUUAUGGUUUUGAGAAACCUUCUGCUAUCCAACAGAGAGCCAUCAUUCCUUGUGUUAAAGGUCAUGAUGUUAUAGCUCAGGCACAAUCCGGUACUGGAAAGACUGCAACAUUUUCAAUUUCCAUUUUGCAACAAAUAGAUACUUCAGUAAGGGAGUGCCAGGCUCUUAUUCUGGCACCAACCCGUGAAUUGGCCCAACAAAUUCAGAAAGUGGUUAUUGCUUUAGGAGAUUUCAUGAGUGCACAGUGCCAUGCUUGCAUUGGGGGCACCAAUGUAAGAGAAGACAUGAGAAAACUGGAGACAGGGAUGCAUGUGGUGGUAGGAACCCCUGGUAGAGUAUAUGACAUGAUAACACGUAGGGCAUUGAGAACAAGUAAUAUCAAGAUGUUUGUUCUGGAUGAAGCUGAUGAGAUGUUGUCCAGAGGAUUCAAAGAUCAGAUUCAUGAUGUCUUCAAAAUGUUGAGUUCUGAUGUGCAGGUCAUUCUGCUCUCUGCCACCAUGCCAACAGAUGUGCUAGACGUUACUAAAUCCUUCAUGCGUAAUCCUGUGAGAAUAUUGGUCAAGAAGGAAGAGCUCACCUUGGAGGGUAUAAAGCAGUUCUUUGUUUAUGUGGAGCGGGAGGACUGGAAGUUGGAGACGCUGUGUGAUCUCUAUGAUACUCUUUCAAUUACGCAGGCUGUAAUCUUCUGUAAUACUCGUCGCAAGGUUGACUGGCUCACUGAGAGCAUGCACAAAAGAGACUUCACUGUUUCUGCCAUGCAUGGGGAUAUGGAGCAGAGAGAAAGAGAUGUGAUCAUGAGACAGUUCAGGACUGGGUCCUCUAGGGUGCUCAUUACCACUGACUUGUUGGCCCGUGGUAUUGAUGUACAGCAAGUUUCCCUAGUAAUCAACUAUGAUUUACCUUCAAAUAGAGAAAAUUACAUUCACAGGAUUGGAAGGGGCGGGCGAUUCGGUCGUAAGGGGGUAGCAAUAAAUUUCGUGACAGAGGACGACAAACGUACGCUUAAGGACAUUGAGCAGUUUUACAAUACCAAGAUUGACGAGAUGCCGAUGAACGUGGCCGAUCUAAUAUAAAAAUAUUACCGGAAUAGUGUCAGUGUGUUCCGAUCGACGUUCCUCCUGAAGGUCUUAUGGUGAAACAUCAAUACCUGUGGACACCAUAAUUUGGAAAUAAAGAACUAAAUUCCAUUUUAAUUAC
Molecule: messenger RNA, 1419 nt
Organism: Phaedon cochleariae (mustard beetle)
Lineage: Eukaryota; Metazoa; Arthropoda; Insecta; Coleoptera; Chrysomelidae
Source: the annotation of a GenBank genome assembly